This is a messenger RNA of Priapulus caudatus, 1505 nucleotides long. RefSeq names its product V-type proton ATPase subunit d-like. The transcript is spliced from 9 exons. The coding region runs from base 68 to 1120 and encodes 350 amino acids. The record is from RefSeq and is a predicted model, not a curated record. Gene Ontology annotation, molecular function: proton-transporting ATPase activity, rotational mechanism. Gene Ontology annotation, biological process: vacuolar transport; proton transmembrane transport; vacuolar acidification. Lineage: Eukaryota; Metazoa; Priapulida; Priapulimorpha; Priapulimorphida; Priapulidae. Gene Ontology annotation, cellular component: plasma membrane proton-transporting V-type ATPase complex; lysosomal membrane; vacuolar proton-transporting V-type ATPase complex.
AGACGGGGUCAGGAAGGAAGGAACCGAUCGAAGGAGUUUUGGUACAAUAUUUUUAAUCAGCGAUAAAAUGAGUGAAUAUUACUAUAACAUCGAUGCAGGAUAUUUGGAAGGUCUUGUCAGAGGAUUCAAGGGUGGUAUACUCAAACAAAGCGACUAUCUAAAUUUGGUCCAGUGUGAAACUUUAGACGACUUGAAGCUGCACCUGCAGAGCACCGACUAUGGCAAUUUCCUCGCUAACGAGCCGAGCCCGCUGACGGUGUCCGUCAUUGACGACAAGCUGAAGGAGAAGCUCGUCGUCGAGUUUCAACACAUUCGCAACCACGCGGUGGAGCCACUGUCCACGUUCCUCGAUUACAUCACUUACAGCUACAUGAUCGACAACAUCAUCCUGUUGAUCACGGGAACGCUGCAUCAGCGACCGAUCACCGAGCUCAUUCCCAAAUGUCACCCGCUCGGAAGCUUCGAGGAAAUGGAAGCCAUUCAUAUCGCCUCGACCCCGGCAGAGCUGUACAACGCCGUGCUGGUCGACACCCCGCUAGCUCGCCGUUUCUUCGGUCGACUGCAUCUCCGAGCAAGACCUGGGAUGAGAGAACAAUAUGAGAUCAUCAAAAACACGCUGUACAAGGCAUAUCUAGAAGAUUUCUAUGAAUACUGUAGUGAGCUGGGGGGUGCCACUGCUGAAGUUAUGUGUGAAAUACUGUCCUUUGAGGCGGACAGACGUUCGUUCAUCAUCACGAUCAACUCGUUCGGCACGGAGUUGACGCGGGACGACCGCGCGAAGCUGUACCCGCGCUGCGGCAAGCUGUACCCGGACGGACACGCGGCGCUCGCGCGCGCGGACGAGUACGAACAAGUGCGCGCUGUCGCCGAAUACUACGCUGAGUACAAGAAGCUAUUUGAAGGCGCGGGAAACAACCCAGGAGACAAAACCCUAGAGGACAGGUUCUUUGAGCACGAGGUUAAACUGAACGUGAACGCCUUUAUGCAGCAGUUCCAGUUUGGAGUGUUCUAUGCCUACGUUAAACUGAAAGAACAAGAGGUGCGUAACAUCGUGUGGAUUGCGGAGUGCGUGGCCCAGCGGCAUCGGGCCAAGAUCGAUUCCUACAUACCCAUCCUGUAGCCUGCCUGUCUGUAUGCUGCUUGAUCGCUGACAGUCACGUAAUACCUAGCUACGAUAAUGCACACUGACAAAGUUCGAGCGUUUAAUCAUGGGUCCUGCUCCGCUACAUGAAAACUAAGUCAUAUUCCUGGUAUGGACUUAAUAAAGGUGGCCAUCCAGUGGAUUGGUGUGUGAAGAUUAACGUACCGCAGUAGAUUUCUUGUUAACCUAUCCCACUCAUGAUGUCUCGCGUGAAACACUUCAUCAGUGGACAUGAAAAUGCUUAGGUGAUUUCAACAUCGUAAAAGGCGAAAGGAAGAGAAUAUACUUAUAAAUUACGUAAGCUAGCUACCGGAAUUGUCAAAUAGUUGUUACUCUAAUGUGGAUAUAAUUACAGCUGUGCUAA